AUGAGGCCUCCCCAGGGAGGGCAAGGGCCGGCCCCCGUGAGGGCCGGCAUGCCCGAUCUGGGCGUCCUCGCCAGACCUGGCGAGGGUGGUCGAGCCUCGCCUGGGGCCGGCAAUGCCUUGCCCGACCUCGCCCAGGGCCGACGGCUGUCACCGCCCCCUCCGGCGAUCGUUGCUGGCCCCUCCGGCAAUGGGCGGCGAUUGUGGGAAAUGCCCGCGGAUCAUCCCUUCUAUGGCAAGGUAACUACAAAGGACACUCCUUUACAUGUUGCUGCUAAAGUGGGAAAUGACCAUGCAGUUCGAGUCUUCACAGAUUUGGCAAAAUCACUAGAUCAACUUGAUGCAUGCAAAGAGCUACUUAGGAGACCAAAUAAUAACAAGGAUACCUCACUACACUAUGCACUAAGAGGAGGUCACGAGUCGGUUGUGAAGUUGCUGAUUGAAGAAGAUCCUCAACUAUGUGAUAUUGGUAAUGCUGUUGGUGAGCACCCACUUUAUCUCGCAGCACAUCAAAGACUUUCGGAUAUUAUUGAGCCAAUUUUACAUGCUUCCUCGUCGCCAUGCUUUCAUAGAGGCCCUAAGGGAUUGACAGCUCUGCAUGCCGCAGUGCACUACUCACUACCAAGUUGGGAGAAAAUCCUAGAGAAAAGACCAGAAGUGAUCAGAGAAGUUGACGACAUCGGGUGGACUCCUCUUCAUUAUGCUGCUUGCUUUGGCAAUGUCAAAGCAGUUCGACGGCUUUUGCAACAUGAUACUUCUGUGGUAUACGACUUAGAUGAAGAGGGGGAAUCGGCUCUUCACAUUGCAGCAUUUCGUGGCCAUGUCAAUAUCAUUAAAGAGCUCGUUACAUCUUGUCCCGAUGCUUAUGACAUGAUAAACAACAAAGAGCGAACGGCUCUUCAUUCAGCUGUCAUCGGUGGACGAGCAAAGGUAGUCAAGCACAUACUAAGGAUGCCAAACCUAGAGGAUGUUAUUGACCAACAAGACACUGAUGGAAACACGGCUUUGCAUUUGGCUAUGCUUCACAGAGAAUACCUUAUCGUGCCCACACUUGCAAGAGAUAAUAGGGUGAAUUGUUUUGCCACAAACAAGGAUCACAAGACCGCCCUUGACAUUUAUUUUGCUAGUGAGGAGGUCAAAUACACAUCUAUUGUUUAUGGUGCGCUGAGAAGAAAUUCCGGAUUCCCGGUUAUACAAGAGUGGGUUUUGGAACAUGUUAAAAAGAGAUUAGACAAGCAAUUUGUUGAGGGCCAACCAGUUGGGUCUGAAAUCACAGGAAGUAAUACUCCCAACCGAGAAAAUUUCAAUUCGUCACUGAAAAGCAUUAUCGAACUUGAACAAGUAGUGGCAGAGUUCAUAGUUACAGCGACCUUUGCUGCAACCUUCACGAUGCCCGGAGGUUAUUAUAGUGAUGGACCCAACCAAGGAAUGGCAACUCUUGCUGGCAGGGCAGCUUUCGUAACCUUUGUGAUAGCUAACGCUAUGGCAUUCAGUUUCUCCACCUUGGCAUUGUUCUUACAAUUUGAUACUUCUGCGUUGAGCGAUCGUAAGAAGGUGAAAUUCACGCAAAAGGCCGCAAAAUACAUUUACUUUGCGGCGCUUGCGAUGGUGCUAGCCUUUGCUUCUGGGACGUAUGUGGUGUUGACCAGAACCAUUGGGCUCGCGAUUGUUCCUUGGGUUGUGUGUGGAUGUGUCGGGAGUUAUUACAUCAUCGGUUUGACCGGGGACUUCCGACAUCGUUCUACGGUUGUAUAUCUAAAUCCCGAUAUAUUCAUUCCAGAGGGAGAGCGUGCUUAUGGGAUACGGCGAUACGCUAAAGAGAGCUGUUUUGCGUUCCUUUUCUCCGUCAUGGCAAUAUUCUUACAUUAUGCAAGUUUAACGUUCCACUAUGGUCAAGAGCCGAAAAAUAUCCCCACCGUGGAAGGUCGCAUUCAAAUUGCGAUGCUCGGGCUGUUCGUAGCCUUUUAUGUGGGGCUGAAUCUGGCACGGGAGAGGCUCCCCGAGAGUAUCGAGGAAGGAGUCCGUGUUUGUGUUGCGUAUGGAUUUCUCUUUGCUGUGUGCUUCUCAUAUGAAUUAUCUGACCCCGAGGCUCAUUCGUGGUUGCUACGUAGGUCUGCCUUUGGAUAUAUGCGAAAGUUCUUGCUUGAUUGCGGGAUACACCGUAUCUUUUGA
This is a messenger RNA of Eucalyptus grandis, 2169 nucleotides long. RefSeq names its product ankyrin repeat-containing protein At2g01680. Gene Ontology annotation, cellular component: plasma membrane. NCBI's taxonomy places the organism in Eukaryota, Viridiplantae, Streptophyta, Magnoliopsida, Myrtales, Myrtaceae. The record is from RefSeq and is a predicted model, not a curated record. Gene Ontology annotation, molecular function: protein phosphatase 1 binding; protein phosphatase regulator activity. The coding region runs from base 1 to 2169 and encodes 722 amino acids. The transcript is spliced from 5 exons.